UGCAGGGAUACCGCGCCCAAAGCGCUUUCCCAACCUCCUCUUUUUCCUCAGCUCUCUCACUCUGUCUAGGCAUUUCCCAAUCGUCCCCCACCUCACUCUCUUCGUCAAUUGCCUCUCACUAUCCGUCGACGAAUCAUACCCUUUCCCUCGUCACUUUAGACAUUCAUUCAAUUGUUUGCGACAUCGUCGCCGUCCAUCACUAGACCCCAAUUACCCACCAUCCUUUUUGUUUGUCUUUCUGUCGCAUCUCCACGCAAACCCACCCAAUUCUUCUACCAACACACCAUACACAAUGGCUGACGCCGGCGAGGAAUUUCCUGAAGUACCGGAAGAUGUAGCCAUGGGAGGCGACGAACUCGCGGUUGAGAUUGAAGCUCCGGCCGCGACUGGAGGAGACGAGACACCCGGCGACGAUGUCCCAGUUCCUGGGGAGGCUAUGGCUAUGGAGACCACUGAAGAGGUUCCGGCUCGAGUCACCUACAUUGAUUACUUGAGAAGUCCAGUGGUCAGCUUGUUGGUAGGGCAAGGCGACGAGCAGGCCCUCUUGACGGCGCAUCAAGCUCUCCUAGUACAAUCGCCAUGGCUCGCGGAAUCGUGCGCCAAAUUCUCCGACGACCUUUCUGUGAGCGCAUACAAUUGCAUCUUCAGGGCAAUCGCAGACUAAUUGUGCAUUUAGGACCGCCGAAUUGACCUCCUAGACGAGGAUCUGGACGCGGUGGGAUGCUUCCUGGAAUACCUGUACACGGGCGACUACUUCCCUCGCAAGAUCGCAGGUACUCGCGAACUGGAAAAAGAUCCUGGAGCCCCAUUGAUCGACGAGACGGGUGACCAGCUCUUGAAGCACGCGCGUGUCUACACUCUCGCAGAUAGCCUUGGUCUCCCAACCCUCAAAGCUCUCGCGUCGAGCAAGAUCCACGCCGUCGAUUCCACCGCCAAGGGCGAGAUCGCGUACGCCAGAUACGUCUAUGCACAUACCCAGAAGGACGACAAAGUCAUCCGCGCGCCAGUCGCCAAUUUCUGGGCUACCCGAUCGCAUACGUUGCGCGCCGAGGCAGAGGACGAGUUCCGUAUGAUGUGUUUGGAGUUUCCACAGUUCGGAUACGACGUUCUUAGUAAGUUUUUCCAUUCCUCUUUUCAUGUUGAAUGGUGUAAUAAUUCUCUUCCAGCGCGUCUCUUGGACGAAAAACUCAAGAGAGAGAAGACGGAGAAAAUGCACCCUACACACACACCCGGCAGCUCGCGCAAGCGUCCUCGUGCAUCUGUCGUCUAAGGGAGAUGACUAUGACCGAAUCAUACUGUAUGGAUCAUAAAAAUACCGUCCCUUUGUUUCCACUGUUCUCCUUCGUUCCUUCGAUCUUGUACUGUAUGUACGCAUUGCUUUCAAGCUACAAAAAAACCGCACCCUCUCUAUAUCAUCUCUGUACUCUAUCACUCGAAGGAUCUGGCUACUACUUUUAUCAUUUUCAUUUUUCACUGCAUAAACUUUCGAUGGACGGGGUGGAAUAAACUUCACAUACGGGUUCUAAUAGGGCGAAUUGGGACUUGGUGGUUGGUCCUCAAUUGGGAGAUGUAUUGUGGAGUAGAGUGCAAGGGAAAGGAAAUGAAAGGAAAGGAAAGGAAAGGAAAGGAAAGGAAAGGAAAGGAAAGGAAAGGGAUAGUGCUAUUUUAUUUGCUAGGUAUUUGUGAGGUAUGUGGGUGAGUGAGUAACUGGCAAAUAAUCUUACAUCUCAGACAGAGGACUUUUUUUCCUUGGCUAUGUCUGUCUGUCUGUUUGGCUGUACCUAUGUAGUUUAAAUGUAACAACAAUACCAAGGGAAGAAGUUAAAUAAAUAGUAAGAAAGGAGGGAAGAGAAAUGUUGUCUGGAUGUUGAGAUGUUGUCUUGUCUAUGUCUUGGUUAGGUACCUAGAGUAAGUCUUGUUAUAAUACUUGCUCCAGUACCUUGUCACUUUGUCACUUUACCUUUUUAAGUGCGAUUUAUAUAUAUAUAUAUAUAUAUCCUUGAAAUUGGUGUCUUGUAUUGUAUUGUAAUAUACAUAGAUGAUACAGUAGAAGCAGGAAACUACAGUAUAAUACUUACUUUAUUUCACAAGUAUACUGUAUACCUAGAUAUCUCAUUCCAAGGUCCAUUCCAAGGUAUCGUGCAGUACAUUCGAUUCGCAUCGCUUUGAUAUAGAGUAGGUACCUGUAUACCAUACUAACCCCGCAAGGUUAGGAAAAACUUGGGAUAUCUAAUCAUAUUUAUAGUACUUCCUUCCUUCCUCUCUCUUCUUUCUGCCUGGAUUCUACAGGCUUUUAAUUUUGUUUUUGGUACAUGUUUUUUAUGAUUGAGUUAUUGGAUUCCGCACUUGGAAGUGAUUACAGUAGCUUAGAUUAGACUGUAUUCUUUUUUCUUCUUCUUUUUUUUCUUCUUUUUUUCUUUCUUUUUUUGGGAUUGGAUUGUACUAGGCUAAGCUAGGCUAUAUAGAAGUAACCAACUAACUCCCUCCUUACCAGACCCAGUGGUAUCCAUUUUAUAUCUUGAAUCUUGCGAUUUAAUACCCCUGGCUUACAAUAGGCGUUUGGGCGGGUGUGAUGGAUUCCACUCGUUCUGUAAAUCUUACACGUAAUCUUACAGUAGGUAAAGCAUGUAAGGAAAAUCAUGUGUUCUCUAGCUUCCCCAAGAUUCCAAGACUGGUUUGGUUGGUGGGUGAGUACAAAGGAAGGCGUGUGACGUUCCUCAGGUACUCGGGUACAGUACUCAUGUAAGUCUCACUCAAAUACCUACCUACUCACUCUUCCUUCAAUCACUUGGGUUUUUCUCUGGUUUCUCAUUUUAAAACUUUCGUUAUUUCGUUAUAUAGCUAUGAUAUGAUGUGACGAGUCCAUGAUAUAUAGCUUAGCUACAGUAAAGAAGAAGGAAUUGGUGAAUUAGGAAAAUCGUUCGCCUCGUUCGCCUCGUUCGUUCGUUCGCUUUGGUACGCCAGUCACCCCUUCUCCUCUUCCCUGUUUUCCCCAACACCCAAUUUGCCAUUUGCCAUUUACCAUCCAUCCUGUUAGUUAAAAUCAUCUCGAGAUUUCCCUCCCGUUCCUACCUUGCUCCUUCCUCAUCCCAUUCUUUCAGUGCUGUCCACCCUGCCAACUGUUUCCCCCUUGGUGAAAGCAAGAUGAUCAUUAGCUUAGGAAAUCCAUCCUCUCAUGCUCUCAUUCUCGCUCCGCUACCGCCUCCAUUUCUCAAGCGAGCGAGAGAGUGAGCCGAUUCGUCAUUCUUUUAUCAUUCUUUCGUUAUUUCUUUUCCGUUUUUUUGUUUCGUUUUUGUAUCUCAUUUCGUCUUUGAAAAGAAAAAGAUGGAAAAUAAAUAGAAAAUAUAGCACAUCAAACUCCCCUUCUUGGCCAGACUCCCACAAACCCAACUCAGUGAAGAGAGAAUAGAGGAUGAUAGACAGAUCACGAUCAAGCAACAGGGAAAUGAUCAUAAACAGCUCGUUGCUGCUGUUGCUGUUGCUGAUGCAACUGAUCAUUAAUCAUCCUUUGUUCCGAAUGCGCACUCUGAGGACUUCUAUCUUGAUCAUAAGUCGCCCUCUCAUGUUCAUAUCCUCGCGGUUCUUGCUCGUAACCUCUUGGCUCCUGUUCGUAUGUGCGGGGUGGCUCUUGCUUAUACGCUUCGUGGUCGUAAGGACGAGGUUCGUGUUUGUAUCCGUCUUGCGGACUCAUACCUAUACUUUCUCUGCGCAUAUUUUCCAUUUGUUGAGGGGGCGGACCUUGUUGGUGUUGCUGUUGUUGAUGCACACUUUCUCGACGGAGAGAACCUGGUGCGUAGACCCUCGAGGCACGGGUAGCAAUUCCGCCUGGGACUUGGUUGGAGGGGUGGUAAAGAAGAGCACCAAUGUUGUGGACAAACAGGGGAUACAGCAUUUCGGUGAUCUUCUCCUUGUUGGCGAACUCGAGAGCUUUUUCAAAUGGAAUCCACACUCCUUUCAAGUGCAUUGGGCCGAUUUUCACCACAUGUUUUUGCUUCUCGGCUUUGAGGAUUCCAUCACGACGACCGCGGGUCAUUCCUGCUACGUUGAGGAGUUUGGUACCAUUGAUCAUGUGGUUAUCU
This is a messenger RNA of Hymenoscyphus albidus, 4079 nucleotides long. Lineage: Eukaryota; Fungi; Ascomycota; Leotiomycetes; Helotiales; Helotiaceae. The record is from the annotation of a GenBank genome assembly.